Equus quagga is the source of this 1829-nucleotide messenger RNA. It is a transcript of the gene PORCN, whose product is annotated as porcupine O-acyltransferase. Gene Ontology annotation, cellular component: membrane; endoplasmic reticulum. Gene Ontology annotation, biological process: lipid modification; canonical Wnt signaling pathway; protein palmitoylation. The coding region runs from base 149 to 1543 and encodes 464 amino acids. Gene Ontology annotation, molecular function: Wnt-protein binding; palmitoleoyltransferase activity. The record is from RefSeq and is a predicted model, not a curated record. The transcript is spliced from 15 exons. NCBI's taxonomy places the organism in Eukaryota, Metazoa, Chordata, Mammalia, Perissodactyla, Equidae.
GCAGCUCGUCCCGGCCUUGCGGCCUGCGGGGGAGGCUGCCCGGAGGAGGCGGCGACGGUGGCGGCGGUGGUGCGUCCCCGGCCCCCAGGACCGCGGCUUCCUUCCUGCCAGGUCUGUCCAUCUGUCCAUCCAUCCAUAGGGGUCCGCAAUGGCCACCUUCAGCCGCCAGGAAUUUUUCCAGCAGCUGCUGCAGGGCUGUCUCCUUCCUACUGCCCAGCAGGGCCUUGACCAGAUCUGGCUGCUCCUCGCCAUCUGCCUCGCCUGCCGCCUCCUCUGGAGGCUCGGGUUGCCAUCCUACCUGAAGCACGCAAGCACCGUGGCAGGCGGGUUCUUCAGCCUCUACCACUUCUUCCAGCUGCACAUGGUUUGGGUCGUGCUGCUCAGCCUCCUGUGCUACCUCGUGCUGUUCCUCUGCCGACACUCCUCCCAUCGCGGAGUCUUCCUCUCCGUCACCAUCCUUAUCUACCUACUCAUGGGUGAGAUGCACAUGGUGGACACUGUGACGUGGCACAAGAUGCGAGGGGCCCAGAUGAUCGUGGCCAUGAAGGCGGUGUCUUUGGGCUUCGACCUGGACCGAGGCGAGGUCGGUGCGGUGCCCUCACCCGUGGAGUUCAUGGGCUACCUCUACUUUGUGGGCACCAUCGUCUUUGGGCCCUGGAUAUCCUUCCACAGCUACCUACAGGCUGUCCAAGGCCGCCCGCUGAGCCGCCAAUGGCUGCAGAAGGUGGCCCGGAGCCUGGCGCUGGCCCUGCUGUGCCUUGUGCUGUCCACCUGUGUGGGCCCCUACCUCUUCCCAUACUUCAUCCCCCUCGAUGGUGACCGCCUCCUUCGCAACAAGAAACGCAAAGCCAGGGGCACCAUGGUAAGGUGGCUGCGAGCCUACGAGAGUGCUGUCUCCUUCCACUUCAGCAACUAUUUUGUGGGCUUUCUGUCCGAGGCCACGGCCACGUUGGCGGGGGCUGGCUUCACCGAGGAGAAGGAUCACCUGGAAUGGGACUUGACAGUGUCCAAGCCACUGAACGUGGAACUGCCCCGGUCCAUGGUCGAAGUUGUCACGAGCUGGAACCUGCCCAUGUCUUAUUGGCUAAAUAACUAUGUUUUCAAGAAUGCUCUCCGCCUGGGGACCUUCUCAGCCGUGCUGGUCACCUAUGCAGCUAGCGCCCUCCUGCACGUGAGCAGGGGCUUCAGCUUCCAUCUGGCUGCGGUGCUGCUGUCCCUGGCCUUUAUCACUUACGUGGAGCACGUCCUCCGGAAGCGCCUGGCUCGGAUCCUCAGUGCCUGCGUCUUGUCCAAACGGUGCCCACCAGACUGUUCACACCAGCAUCGCUUGGGCCUGGGGGUGCGAGCCUUAAACCUGCUCUUUGGGGCCCUGGCCAUCUUCCACCUGGCCUACCUGGGCUCCCUGUUUGAUGUCGAUGUGGACGAUACCACAGAGGAGCAGGGCUAUGGCAUGGCAUACACUGUCCACAAGUGGUCAGAGCUCAGCUGGGCCAGUCACUGGGUCACUUUUGGAUGCUGGAUCUUCUACCGUCUCAUAGGCUGAGGCACAUCUGUGGACCCUCACAGCUCCCUCAAGACCCCUCCUCAGAGUGCCAGCUCUGAUGGGGGAUGAGGGAAGGCCCUCUCUCUAAUUCUUGACCCCUCUCCAUCCUUGCCCCCCCAACACGCCUACACAUACACACACACAAACACACAUACACCAUUUCCAUGCCUGUUGAUCCCCACCCCACCACAAGGCGGGAAGGGGGUGGUCCCUGCUGGGGCAUAGGGGUGGGGGAUGCUUGGGGAAGCAGAGAGGGGGAGAUCCGGGGUCUCCCCACCUUCCUUCU